Messenger RNA from Penicillium argentinense, 795 nucleotides. RefSeq lists its product as uncharacterized. The transcript has a single exon. The record is from RefSeq and is a predicted model, not a curated record. The coding region runs from base 1 to 795 and encodes 264 amino acids. NCBI's taxonomy places the organism in Eukaryota, Fungi, Ascomycota, Eurotiomycetes, Eurotiales, Aspergillaceae.
AUGGGGGGUGCCCGGAGAGGAAAACUCAACGUCCGUCAUUUCGGCCACCCUUCUGCCCACAAUGCCGCCCCGGGGGACACGGAGUGGAGACGUGGAGAGGCCACCACGCGCUGUGACGGCUCUGCCACGAGUGCCGGUUGCCUUGCCUCGCGGGACUCGCUGUUACGCCCGCCAAAUGCCCGAUGGGCCACGAAAAAGGCCGAGGCCGACUCGCACGGUCCCGAAACCCACCGGCUGUCGGCGGGCAGCCAGCCAGAAGGAGUUCCAGUGGACGAUCGGAAGUGGUUCGCCAGUGAGACGGUUAGCCGAGAGCCCCGGCCGGUUGCGUUGGCGAGGGGAAGGAUCGGGAUGAAAGCGUGGCGAAACUCGGCGUCGGCACGGUGGCGUCACGGCAUCUCUGGGGAUCGCAUGGCUUGGCUCGGCUCCCGACCCGAGCGGAGGCCGAUUGAGAUGCAUCACAGUUGUGAUAAUCCCAUCAUCAGCGCAGCUGACCAGCAGAAGCACCGUUCACACGCCCUCAGGAGGACGGUAUACUAUGUCGUAGUACAGGGAUAUACUCGGGUAAGUAGUGGGCCAUGCGACCGGGGCAUCCCCAUACCUCCAGGCCCUCCGGAUGUUCGCCCACAACUCAUUCCCGAUGAGUCUCUCGGUGUGUCGCACCGCCCCAGACUGGCUAUGCACCACCACGAAAUCGAGGGGAAAUGCGGAGUCUGGAGAACGUCACUUGGCAGCCAGGGUCUUGCAUCAUGCAAGAUAUCUUGCCCAUCAUGUCUGACGGAGCAGUGCCCGUCCUGA